Molecule: messenger RNA, 426 nt
Organism: Fonsecaea multimorphosa CBS 102226
Lineage: Eukaryota; Fungi; Ascomycota; Eurotiomycetes; Chaetothyriales; Herpotrichiellaceae
Exons: 2
Coding region: 1-426 (141 amino acids)
Molecular function (GO): peroxiredoxin activity
Source: RefSeq, a predicted model, not a curated record
AUGGCGGCAAACGCAAACCCUGAGUCCCCAGAGAUGGACAAAAUCGCCCUCGGCAAGAAGAUGACUGGCAAAUUCCUAGGGGAGGAGUUUUAUCAGAAGAUUUUGUCCAGCAUGAAAGACGACAUCUUUUCCAAGACCAGCAUGGAAUACAUCUGGGAGACCUGCUUUUCCAGCUAUGCGCGGCCUGGUCUAGAGUUCCGGGAACGAUCCCUGAUGAACAUUGCAAUGCUCAUCGCCUUGAAUCGGGCGCCUGAGCUACGGAUCCAUAUUCGAGCAGCGGUACACAACGGAUUGACCGAGGAGCAGAUCUGUGAGGCGUGUCGGCACGCCAUGAUAUACUGCGGGGUCCCGGCCGGACGGGAUGCGAUGGGAAUUGCGAGCGAUGUAUUUGCUCAACUCCGAGAAUCGGGCGAGUAUCCAAAGUGA